AUCGCCAUGCUCCGUCCACACGCUCUGCGAUUCUUAACUCGUGCACCACCACCCUUCUAUCGAACGAUAAGGCCCAUGUCCGCUAUCCAGAUCGUCGCCACCAAAGAUGCCCCGAGUGCUGUGGGCCCCUAUUCGCAAGCGACAAAGCUAGGAGACCUUCUCUUCCUCUCCGGAUGCAUUCCGCUCGAUCCGGAAACUGGCGCGAUCGUCCCAGGCGGGAUUGUCGAGCAGACGGAGCAGGCACUCAAAAACCUCAAGACUGUGGUUGAGGCGGGCGGCUCGGAGCUCAACAAGGUUGCGAAAACUACGGUCUUUCUAAAGUCGAUGGAAGACUUUGCGGUGGUGAACGGGAUCUAUGAACGCGUAUUUGGGUCGCACAAGCCUGCUCGCUCGUGUGUUGAGGUCGCCCGCUUACCGAAAGACGUGUUGUUUGAGAUCGAGUGCAUCGCUAGCCUCAAGUAG
Molecule: messenger RNA, 462 nt
Organism: Mycena indigotica
Lineage: Eukaryota; Fungi; Basidiomycota; Agaricomycetes; Agaricales; Mycenaceae
Exons: 5
Coding region: 7-462 (151 amino acids)
Cellular component (GO): cytosol; mitochondrion
Molecular function (GO): deaminase activity
Source: RefSeq, a predicted model, not a curated record